UCCGGUCUCUCUGCGCCAAGCCGCCUUAAGACUCUCUCCCCUUCAUCUCCGCCUCGAUCCCCCGACCCACCAAAAACCCCUCUUCGAGAUGGACGACGACGACGAAUUCGGCGAUCUCUACACUGACGUCCUCCGCUUCCCCUCCUCCGCUACCGGCACCGCCGCCCCUCCGCCGCCGCCGCCCUCCCUCCCAUCCGCCGCCGCCUCCAAACCUCCCCCCGUUCCCCUCUUCCCCAGCGACGACGACGACGACGACGCGAUCUCCUUCGGUUCCUCCCGCCCCAACCCCCCCGCCCCGCCCCCCUCCAUUCCCUCUCAAACCCUUGCCACUGCCAACGAGGACGGCGACGAUGAUUGGCUUCUCGGCCACGCGCCUGCCGACGUGGAGCCGCCGGCGAAUUGGGAUGACGAGGACGACAAGGCGCCUCCAGAGGCCGCUGCCCUGUACGUCCCCUACUCGGGCGAGCCUAGGGUUUUGGAGGAGGAUUACGAGGACCAGACUAGGGUUUCUGAAAUCCCCGAGAAGGAUGCUGAGAUCGCCGAGGAGGAAGACGGCGAUCCGUAUCUGGGAGGUGGGGCUAGUGAGAGUAUGGGGAUCGGGGUUCCUGAUCAGGUCCCGGUCAUUCCCGGACUCUCAGCUGGGCCGGCCCCUCCGAGACCUUUUCUUGAUAUGAAGGGCGGGGAGGUGAAGCCAUCGGGAAGCGAAGAUUGGGACAGCGAUAGCGAGGAUGAUCUGCAGAUCGUCCUGAACGACAACCAUGGGCCGCUGGGUGGCGAGAGGAAUGAUCGAGUGGGAGACGAGGAAGAUGAUGAUGAAGAUGGGGAGGAGGAUUUGGUUAUCGUCACCGAUGAAGACCAGCAUCACCACCUCCCGGCCAUGGAGGAGCAAGACUGGGGUGGCGAGGAGGCUAUCCAACCUUCCGGGGAUGGAGAAAAGGAGAUGGCGGAUGCGGCAAAAGGUAACUGUCCUGCUGGGACUGCCCCGGCUGCAAGGAUUGGGUACAGCAAUCAUGGGUUUCAUGUGCAGCAUCAUUCGACGUACAAGUAUAUAAGACCUGGUGUUGCACCUAUGUCUGGGGGACCUUCUGGUGGUGCUGUAGGUCCUGCUGGUCAUGUCCGUCCUCCUCUUCCCUUGGGCCCCACGGCUGGUCGAGGGAGAGGUGAUUGGAGACCUGCUGGUGGCAGGGGCAUUCCAAAUGCCUCGAAAAGUUUCCAUUCUUUUGGAGCAACUUCUCGGUCCAAUGGCUCAUUAGUCCGUGCAAUUGGCAGUGGAUUAGAUUUCACCCUUCCUGCGCACAAGACAAUAUUUGAUAUUGACAUUGAAAGUUUUGAGGAAAAACCAUGGAGACAUCCUGGAGUUGAUAUUUCAGAUUUUUUCAAUUUUGGACUUGAUGAGGACAAGUGGAAGGAUUACUGCAAGCAGCUGGACCAACUUCGUUUGGAAGCUACCAUGCAAAGCAAAAUCCGUGUUUAUGAGAGCGGCCGAUCAGAACAGGGGUAUGAUCCAGAUUUACCUCCUGAACUUGCGGCUGCAGCAGGCCAUCAUGAUAUAUCUGUUCAUAGUGGGCAUCAUGGAAGAGCAGAUAACGGGCAAACUGAUUUUAGUAGCCAAGGAAGAGGAGCUGCAAACAUACGGGCACUGAUACCAACUGGGAGAGCCAUACAGGUUGAAAGUGGUCAUGGUGAACGCCUUCCUUCUAUUGAUACAAGGACACCACGGGUUCGUGAUUCAGAUGCAAUUAUAGAGAUUGUUUUGCAGGACCCUAUAAAUGAUCCAACAAUGAAUGACAGUGCAUUAGAGCAGGCUGAAAAGGAUCUCCAAGGCGAACACUAUAAAGGUGUCCAUGAAUUUGAAGAUGAAAGACUUGUUGCAUCUGCAUAUGACAACCGCUUUCCACAUGCUUCAAGUGGGAGGAAGAGGGAAAUGACUGGAAGAGGCCCCUUUACACCUGAACAAGGUGGUAUUCUACCCUUCCGUUCAGAGGUGCAUGGUUGCUACAAUUCCAAUUCAAAAUCAAGGAGCCCAGCAUAUUCUGGUGGAUCUUUUGAGGGUCAUCAUGCUGGAAGGUUGCCACAAGGGACCUCACGUAGUAGACACUCCAGUGCAAGUGGCGAACACUCGAAUGAUGCCAUUCCUAGCCAAAGUGCCCAUUCAAACAAGCAUGGUGAUCGCCAGAAAGGAAAACUGAUUGACAGUGCCAAAGUUAACCAGAUAUCUGAAGUACCUGCUGUUGCGGUUGAAACUGCAAGGGAGCUGAGCAUUGAACAAAAAUAUGAUGAACAUGAUGAGAAGCUUGCACUGGGUGAUAGCAUUGAAGUAGAAGGGGAAGACAUCACUUCAGAUUUUCAUAUUUCAAGUGAGACUGUUGGUGAUGAUAACCUAGUUUCUCCUGGCAAAAAACAAAAGCUAAGUUCACGAGUAGAGCAACCUGUAGUCAAUGAUACUGGUGAUGAAGAUGAAUUAAGGACCUCGCAUAGUGACAACGGCAGAGCAAAAACUGGGAGCAGUAAAGAUUAUCAGAAACGGCGUGAAAAUGGUGAUGAAGUCAUGCAAGAUGGACGGUCGAGGCGGAUGGGCGAUAUAAGAAGGCACAAUGAAGGAGAGGAACAUAUUCUUCGGCGAAAGGAUGCUUAUGGCCGUGAUGCUAGACAAGAUAUAGACAGAAACCGUGUAGCUUCCAAAGAAAGGGAAGAUACUUAUCGCUCUUCUGGACAUAGAGAUUGGGAUCCCAUUUCUGCACACCCUAUUCGAGGUAGAAGUUUUGAGAGGCCGAAGGACUCAAGUUCUAUUAGUGCUUGGCAAAGAAGAGGAGAAGAAAUUCACAGUAGAAGGGUUAAGGGCGAAGACAUAAGGAGGGAGCGUAGUGAGGGAGCAGGAUCAAGGCACAGGAGUAAGGUAAGGGGAAGUGACAGGAAUGAUAGAGAUGAGGAUCUUCAUUCAAGAAAACGGGUGGAUGAUGGUGACUGGAGAGGACGCAAUAGAGAUGGGGCCUCAAGACAGAGGGAGAGAAAUGAUAUCCUGAUAAAUCGUCGUGAAAAUUUAGAUGAUUUUCACAACAAAAGAAAGAAGGAUGAAGAAGUUUCACGGAGGGGAAAAACUGACAAGGAAGAUGCCUUGCAUGGUUACAGAGCUAGGGAAGAUUCCAGCCGAAGGAAAAGAGAGAGGGAUGAUGGCAUAGAUCACAAAAGGAAAGAGGACAGUACUCGAUUGAGGGGCAAGGCCGAGGAUCAUCAAUCUGCUAAACCCAAGGAUGAUAAUUGGCGUCAUAGAGAGAGAGAGGACAGGCAGCAGCUUAGACAACCUCAUGAAAAUGCACCAACACAUCGGGAAAGAGAAGAAGGGAGGGGAGUAGCAAGAAGCAGCCGAGCUAUAGAAGAUAAGAGCUUGGCUGGGAAUGGUAGAAAUAAAGAUGAGUUAAAACUUAUUGGUUCUGAUAAGGAUUAUCAGGAUAAAGAUAGAAGGCGGCACAAUGAGCUGUCCAGGAGAGGAGACUUCACUGGGGAGGAGAAUGUUUCACAACACAAGGGACGUGGGGAUGCGCAUGCACAUGAGAAACAACACAAUAAUGAGGAGAGAAGCUCAAGGUAUGAAAGACUGAGCAUUCAUAAUGAUCGACAUCCAAGUGCUUCUGAUAGCCAGCAGAUGUACAGGGAGAGACACAGGGAAAAUACAAGAAAAGUUAGAGAGAGUGAAGCUAAUGAGCAAAAUAAUCAGGUGCUUGGCAAGAGAAAGCAUGAGGACUACAAUAUCCACCGAAAUGACAAGGUUAGCUUGAAAGGUACAAAUGAGCAAGAAAGCAGUAACACUUCUUCUGUAACACUCUCCAAGAAGGGUCAUCACCAAAUUCAUGAACAGCCAAAGGCUCACCAGCUGCUCGAUUCUUCAACAAAACAAGGGGAAGAAGAUCUUGCCUCAGAUGAUGAGAACCAGCAGGGUUCUAGACGAGGACGGUCCAAAUUGGAGCGCUGGACCAAUCAUAAAGAGAGAGAUUACAGUGCUAUUGAGAAUGUGCAGACAGUGUCUUCUUCUGUGAAUGUCAAGGAAGUCGAAGGCACUAAUGCUGAUAUGAUACAGGUGGACGAAAUAGCAAAAUCUGAAGGAAAUACUCAUGCUGGCAAGGUGGAUCCCAAGAGUGCUGAUGUGGGACAAACUGCAGAUAAGAUAGCAGACGAUCGUCACCUGGACACAGUGGCUAAGCUGAAAAGGCGGAGCGAGCGCUUCAAACUUCCCAUGCCAGGAGAGAAGGAGAUGACAGUAAGCAAAAAGGUGGAGAGUGAAGUGCAGUUAAUCCAGAAUGAAGCUGUUGCUGAUACAGAGGUUAAGCCAGAGCGACCAGCUCGGAAACGAAGGUGGACUGGCAGUUGAUUAAUUCAUACACAAGUUUUUCCGAAAACAGAUAUGUAGUAACCUAUUGGCAUCGAUAAUGUGUUCCCUUCCAAGGUCAUUUGCCAAUAAUCCUCCAUGAAGCAGGCGGGAAAGUUGGGGCCAUGCUGCAGCUUCGCAAUAUUCUAUAACUCUAUAUCCGCAUUCUCCCAAUCCUCCAGAUGCUGUCUUUGAUUAUGUCUUAACUUAUACAUGUAUUCUGGAUAUGUAACUUUGAACAUGUUGGAUGGUGGUGGGAACCUUGUAUUUUCUUUCCGUUUUUGUCGGGCGCCCUGCAUCUUGUGAUGCAUGGAGGACCCUCUGGGUGCUAUGCAAACUUCACAAGAUUCCAUGAUUAAACAGGUUCUGGCUCAUCGGCAACGCAUCAAGUAUGAUGGAAGUCAGACCUAAAGAUACAUGGAGGACCCACCUUAUCCUUCAUUCUUUAUUGAGGAUUAAGAAGAAUGCAAGCUAGGAGGUGGUUGAGUGGAGCUGCAUCAGUUCAAUUUUCCUUUCCUCUGUUCCCCUCGCAAGAAUGAUGUGAACCAUGCAAAGCCCUGGCAAGGGGAAAGAAAAGCCCCUUGAGAGAAGGUGGCGACUGACGGUGGCUGAUAGCAAAUGCCUGAUGUUCCAGGGUUCAUGCAUGGCUGAGGUGCCUACCUUGCCUGCCAUCAUGGUUUCCGUUUGUCCAGGACUGGGAGCCACAGCUUAUCAUGAAGGUCCUGGAUGGAUGAAGGUUUUUUAUGAUGGUAGAAGGACCUGGUUAAUCCAUGUGCAAUUUUAGAGCCGGAAAGCUUGCUGAAUUGCAAGAAUUUUAUACGAGUUGUAUGGGGUCAUAUGAUUGUACUCAAUAGUAAAAGCUCCAGCGGCUGAGGUCGCAUUGUACCCCUCAAAAAAAAAAAAAAAAGAAACAAAAUCUUAGGCAAAGAUAUGAUACAGAAUACAGCAAUCGUAUUUCCAA
Molecule: messenger RNA, 5324 nt
Organism: Phoenix dactylifera (date palm)
Lineage: Eukaryota; Viridiplantae; Streptophyta; Magnoliopsida; Arecales; Arecaceae
Product: FIP1[V]-like protein
Biological process (GO): mRNA processing
Cellular component (GO): nuclear speck
Molecular function (GO): RNA binding
Source: RefSeq, a predicted model, not a curated record